This is a messenger RNA of Centropristis striata (black sea bass), 5346 nucleotides long. RefSeq names its product CREB regulated transcription coactivator 1a (gene crtc1a). The record is from RefSeq and is a predicted model, not a curated record. The transcript has 15 exons. Gene Ontology annotation, biological process: protein homotetramerization; positive regulation of transcription by RNA polymerase II. The coding region runs from base 1 to 1755 and encodes 584 amino acids. Gene Ontology annotation, cellular component: cytoplasm; nucleus. Lineage: Eukaryota; Metazoa; Chordata; Actinopteri; Perciformes; Serranidae. Gene Ontology annotation, molecular function: cAMP response element binding protein binding.
AUGGCGACUUCGAACAAUCCGCGGAAAUUCAGCGAGAAAAUCGCUUUGCAUAACCAGAAGCAGGCGGAGGAGACAGCGGCGUUUGAAGAAGUGAUGAAAGACCUCAGCAUUACCCGAGCAGCCAGGUUACAGUUGCAGAAAACUCAGUACUUGCAGCUGGGACCCAACCGUGGGCAGUACUAUGGAGGAUCUUUGCCAAAUGUCAAUCAGAUUGGAAACAGCGCUUUGGAUAUGCCUUUUCAGAAUUCAGGUUUGGACACAAACAGAUCGACGCGACACCACGGGCUGGUGGACAGAGUUUACCGGGACCGGAACCGCAUCACAUCACCCCACCAAAAACCCCUGUCAGUUGACAAACAUGGACGCCAGAUUGACAGCUGUCCAUAUGGUGCAGUAUAUCUGUCACCACCACCUGAUACCAGCUGGAGGAGGACAAACUCUGACUCAGCACUGCACCAGAGCACAUUAAUUCCUGCCCAGCAGGCAUCUUUCAUGGGAGGAUCACAGGAGCUUCAGCCAAAAAGAGUUCUCCUGCUCACUGUACCAGGGGCUGAAGCAAUUAAACAAGAGGUUGAUGAAGAUGGACAAAACCAGAGCUGGGAGUGCAAAAAGAACAUUUCAAGGUCCAAGCAAUGCAAAGUUCCAGGGAUCAACAUAUUCCCGUCUCCGGAUCAGCAGUUGACCGCUUCACAAAAACAGGCAGCCCACAACACCGGCGGUUCUCUUCCUGACCUGACCAACAUCCAGUUUCCUCCUCCGCUGCCCACCCCGCUCGACUCAGACGAUGCAGUGGCCGCCUCGUUCAGCUCCUCCAACAGCACACAGAACCUUGCAAACACUCAAGGAGUGAACACCUCUCAGCCCACAGUAACCAUGGAAAUGCAGCCUGGGCAGGACGACAUGGUUCCUCUCAUCCUGAAUGCAGGAGACUCCCACCAGCACCAGAACCUGCAGCUCUCCCCGACAUCUCCACCUCUCACUCUCUCUCAGGCGGCCAUCAACGCCAUGAACCUUGAGCAGCAGCUGUCCCAGUACGCCUUCUUCAACCAGCAGCCGUCGGCCCAGACCCACCAGAGCCAGCAACCGACAGGUCUGGUCCAGCUGGCCUCCUCCGUGAACUCCUGCUCCACGUCAGACAACCAGACGUCCUCACAAACCAACAUGACCAUCGACAUGAACACGGCCUCCUCCCUCCAACAGUACCGCAGUAGGGUCGGAUCCUCUGCCAAUCAGUCUCCGACCUCCCCUGUCUCCAAUCAAGGCUUCUCACCUGGAGGCUCGCCUCAACAUAACUCCAUACUGGGCAGCGUGUUUGCAGACUUCUACGACCAGCAGCUCCCGUCCAUUCAGGCCAGUGCGCUCUCACAACAGUUGGAGCAGUUCAACAUGAUUGAAACCCCCAUCAGCUCUGACAGCCUGUAUAACCAGACCUCCACCCUCAACUACUCCCAGGCGCUCAUGAUGGGCUUGACUGGCCAUUGCAACCUUCAGGACUCGCAGCAGCUGGCCUACAGUAGCCAUGGCAACAUCCCCAACAUCAUUCUCACAGUGAGCGGAGAGUCUCCCCCCAGCCUGCCGAAGGACCUGACUGGCUCUCUGUCCACAGAUGUCAGCUUUGAUGUCGACUCCCAGUUCCCGCUGGACGAUCUGAAAAUCGACCCGCUGACGCUUGACGGCCUGCACAUGCUCAAUGACCCGGACAUGGUCCUUGCUGACCCCGCCACAGAGGACGCGUUUCGCCUGGACCGGCUCUAACCACCGCACCACAUGCUCCUGCACAGGUGUGUGAAUGCUGCUGCCCUGGGGGGGGAGCGGGGGUGUUUGCAUCUGAGAGGAUAAAAACCAAGACGAGCAGAGAGUUCACUGUUGGAGACCUCGUCUGGGCAGAGCAUCGAUUCCACACCAACUAAUCAAACCCCACGAGAGAGCUUUUAAAAUAUCAUGCAGUGAAAUGUUUUUGAAGACUGGAAAAGGAUGGUUUACGACUCAUGACACUCAAGUUAUGGUAUGAAUGAUGUUCAUGGUUUUGUUAAUUCUGAUUUAUUUAGAUGCUUAGUUUAUCAUUCGAGGGAUGAAAAUGUCCCGAGGGCAGAAGGAGGCUGGUCUCUUAUUCUCCAUCAAUGACUGACUAAAUCAUGUCUGCAACGCAAACCCUUAACAAUCGACAGAAUAGCUAUCACGCCCCUGUUAACACAGAGUAGCUUGGUGACUCAGAGGAAGCACCUGACAAGUUAAACCUCCCUCCGUGCCAAGCUGGUUGCUCUCAGUAGUACAUUCAGUUUGGAUAGUAAUUUAGUGCAAACCCCUGUGCAGUUUGUCGUAGAAGCCAAAGUCAGGCCUGGUUUGAUCUUUUUUUUCCCACUGAAGUCUUGAGUGACGAUGAGUCAUCAUUUUGCCACCUAAGUUAUUUUCAGGAGAUACUGAAUUUUGAUUUAACCAUAGUAAAUAGCAGUCAUCAGUUAUGCAUGAAAUCACAAAUCACUGUGCAUACUUGUUUUGCCUUAAUAGCUUGACAUUUUGGUUUUCAUGCAAAGAUGACUAUUAUGUAAAUGAGAAAAACUAUUUAAUUGUCAAGUCAUUUGUACUGUUUCACAGGUGGUUUGGCCUACAUAAUUCACAGUUGCAUUAGUGUUGUGUUUCUGAAGGUGUGCUGAUCUUUAUCCAUUACUUCAUCCGCUAUCACUACCAUACCACUUCUCAUUUAUCAGUCCAAUCCAAAUGGAUAAAUGAGUCCUCUGUUAUGAAAUAGAUGUUUACAUGCUUUGUUUUUCGUUUUAUAUUUUACAUGUACAGAAUGUGAUUAGAUUUUGCGUAAUGGUAUCUAUGCAAAACUACAGCGAUUGGUUUAGGACUGUAAACUGAAACAGAUAAAAUGAACCCUUUUAAAAGGAAGCCAAUGUGCAAGCUUCUUAUAGAAUGCACAGCGAUGGUGCCAUGUUAUAUUUUUUUGGAUACUUUAGAAACUUUACAUUUUUCUUUCAGACUAGUACGGUUUUUAGAGAAAAAAAAUGCUCAGUACGUGUGUCAUACAGUAGAAACUCUCCUGGAUUACUCCCAAAGAUGUGACCUCAGUGUAGUUGAAAUAUAUAUAUUUUUCCAGACAAUUGAACUGCCUCUGUACUAGAACAGCAUUGCUGAUGCAAUGAGAAUGUAUUUAGGUCACAUCUGAACAGUUGUGUUGUUGCCAUCUUGUCAUCCUCAUUGCCUCUCUUAUCGAGCCUUUAUGUACUGUAGGACCAAAUAUUUUCACCUGUUGAUUCUUUCUUCCCGUGAAGGAGAUGUGGCAUACUGUUUUAAGAUUUAUAUGUUACUUUUUUUUGUUUUCUCGGCACAACAGUGGCACUGAAUAUCCGUUCCCUCGUCAUGCUCGUAAUGUCUGUGCCCUUUAUUGAUUUGCUCCAUGUCUCUCCGGGCUUCGAUUCUGCUUUUAUAAGGCUUCAUGCACAAACUUCUGUGUUUCCCAGUGACAUAACUGUUUCCCGUCUCUCAUAUUGCACUUUAUGCAUUUAUUUAAAACACUGACUUAUGAGCGUUAAUAUACCAAACCCUCCCCCUGUGACUGUUAUGUGCACUGGACCUGUUCGCCCUGUCUUUGAUUCAACUUGCCUUCUUCUUAAAAAGAAAAUAGAAAAGAAAUAUGGAAAAAAAAAAGCUAAAGUAAAUUAGAGUUAUUUUUGAAAAGUCAUAUACAGAUUGUCUAUUUAAUAGAGUUGUUUUUACUUAAUCAGUGAUCAUUUUGUUAGCUGUCUUUUUGGACACUAUUUGUAUUUUGGCACUGUGGUGAUCAUGUCCCUGCGCUGCAGCUCUUUCUGCUAUUGAUUGCAGGUUUUUGGGAAAAUAGAAGGAAAUAAACCAGAAAUAUUUGUAUAAAUAAUCACUGAUUAUCAGAUUAAAAGUUUAUUAUUAAAAUAUUUAAGGAUACAGGUACAUUAGAGUGCAAUUUCUCAGAUGAGUGCAUUUGAAAUUUGCACAUUAUCACAUUAUAUUGUGCCAGAUGGGAUCCACCAGUCCCUGAGAAGUAUUUUAUGGAAUUUAUAUUGGAAUUCAGUCCAGGUAUAAUUAAUAUGAAAAAUGGUCAUAAAAUGAAUAUAAUUGCAUUUCUAGGACACUAUAUAGACAUUUCUCAUAAAUAUUCCACUCUAUAAAAAAGGAUAUUCUGCAGCUGCAACGUUACUUCUGUUCAUGUUUGUUAAGGUCCUCCUGUGCGGCGUUUUCCAUUGUUCUCACAUCAUGUAAAUCAAAUAUGUUCCGUCAGGUACGUGGAUCGAAUCAGUUACAAUUUAGUUGUUGAGCUUGAAUUUUUUUUUUCCUUUUUUUAAAUACUCUAAUGUUUUGGAUGCAUCAUGUUUUUGAAAUUUGAUGCAAGUCCUCCCCCCCCCCCUUCUUUAAUAUUGAUGUGACUGCAUGAAUAUUUGGACGUUUUCCCCUUUACAGCUUGGGUUUUAUUUCCUUUUAAGGGUGGAGUCAACUUUGUCAAAGUGUUUUUGUUUUUCUUGUUUGGUAAUAUUGUCCUUUGUCUCUUUUCAAUUCAGCGUCAUGUGUAGGCUAAUGUAUCUGCUAAGUAAAGCCUAAAAGCAUCAGAAAUAUGGUAAUCAGCCUUUUAUGCACAUGUAGAAGCUGUUGUUUGGUACUUUGUUUUACACUGCAAUAUACGGUAUGUGCUUCUUUUCUGUGCAACUCCCACAGAGUUUUAUUACGUCAUGGUAAACCUAGACUAGCUUUGUAUAUUGCUGUAUGGUAGGAACAAUGUUUUUCGUGCUUUAUGUGAUAUGAUGUCAAAGUGAGAAAAUGCACUGAGAAAUACUGUGCUGCAAUAUGUCAUUGUGGCUCGAUACUCUCUGCUGGACCUCAGACUUUAUAGUGAGCCUGACAUCUUUGUAUAGGUCCAUUUUCUUUUUUUGGUAUUUCUUUUUUUUGUGCUCAUGUAGAUAGCUCUGACUGAUGUGUCGCCUGUUACUGCCACCUUUUUAUGCAUCAACGUUCAGGUAUGCACUGGUACUACACCGGUGUUUACAGAAACAAGAGUUUACAACAGAGCAAUGUGUGUUUUUCUCGCCAUAAAAAAACAUUUGUUAAAUACUGUAUCUGGAAUAACGGACUACAUAUGAACCACUCGUAGUGUAGAAUGACAAAAUUGUUUUGCUAUAGAGAUUUAACAGUGAAUCAGUAAUGUAACUUCAACAUUAUGACCUUAAUAAUCUAUUCACAAGUUAUGAACUAAUUUCAUCAUUCAUAAGCAUUUCAAGGCCCUGAAAGCACUUUUUAUUUUCUAGUUACAGACUUAUUUUGCAGAUAUUCCCCUUCCUAUGUACUUGCUAUGAGCAGCUACAUGCUAUCAGAAGUUUU